Pieris macdunnoughi is the source of this 2700-nucleotide messenger RNA. Lineage: Eukaryota; Metazoa; Arthropoda; Insecta; Lepidoptera; Pieridae. The record is from the annotation of a GenBank genome assembly.
AUGAAGAAAGACGUAGCCACAAAGAAGCGAAGAAUAAGAUGCGCAGCUCCAGCCCGGCGAACCGUUGUCAUCGAAGAAUACCUGAAAGCAAAACACAAUUACAAAGAAGAAAUAGAAAAAGCAGUAAUAAAUAGUUGGAAGUCCUUUUGCAGCAGAGACAGAGACCGGGAGAGCCUUUGGGAUGGCAUAUAUAGAGUCAUAAAACGAACCAACGAAAGGAAGAAAGAUCAAAAUAUGCUGAAAAAAGAUGGAAGGGUUCUGACGCCUGAAGAGUCAGCACAAUAUCUGGCGGAGACCCUCUUCCCAGAGGACACGAAAAAGGGAGAAAGCAGGGAACACUCAGACAUAAGGAGCAGAGCCGAAAAGAUAAACAAUAUGGAACAUAAUGCCAACUAUGAUCCACUGUUUACUCACACGGAACUAACCGAAAGUGUUGCCAGCUUCAACCCAAAAAAGGCACCCGGGGAAGAUGGGUUCACUGCGGAUAUAUGCGGACAUGCGAUAUCAGCAAAUCCAUCCAUCUAUCUAACGUUGGCAAACAAAUGCCUAACACUCGGAUACUUUCCUGCCCGAUGGAAAAAAGCCACAGUUAUUAUACUAAGGAAACCGGACAGGGAAGCAUAUGACCAGCCCAAGGCAUAUCGCCCCAUAGGGCUGCUUCCUGUACUAGGCAAGAUCAUGGAAAAGAUGAUAGUCAAAAGGCUGAACUGGCAUUUGAUACCAAGAAUGUCGGAGAGGCAAUAUGGCUUCGUCCCACAAAAGGGCACGGAGGACGCGCUGUAUACGCUGACAAAACAUAUUAGGGAAGGUCUGAAGGCAAAAAAGGUGGUGACGGUAGUGUCUCUCGAUAUCGAGGGGGCUUUCGACAACGCUUGGUGGCCGGCAAUUAAAACUAGACUAGCCGAAGAAGACUGCCCCCUUGGUGUCGGGAGGAUUGUCGACAGCUACCUUAGGGACAGGAAGAUCAGAGUUAUAUAUGGAGGUACAGCCUGGGAAAAAACCACAAGUAAAGGGUGUGUUCAAGGCUCCAUCAGCGGACCGACACUUUGGAAUUUACUGGUGGACCCCCUGCUAAAAGAGCUAGAACAUCAAAAUGUAUACGUACAAGCCUUCGCUGACGACAUUGUGCUGGUCUUCACAAACGAUACCGCGCUGGAAACGGAAAAAAGUGCCAACCAAGCACUAACACAUGUCCAAAGGUGGGGACAGCGCAACAAACUAAAGUUCGCACCACACAAAACAAAGUCUAUGGUGAUAACAAAUCGGACUAAAUACGAUGUCCCGAGACUCACCAUGGCUGGUGUGGACAUCGAAACUUUUAAAAGUAUAAAGAUACUGGGCCUAACAAUAGACAACAAAAUGACUUUUGGCGAACAUACAGCAGUGGUGGCAAAAAAGGCAAUAAACAUUUACAAGCAGUUAGCCAAAACAGCAAAAGUGAGCUGGGGCUUAAAUCCGGACAUAAUCCGAACGAUUUAUACAGCGGUGGUUGAACCAGUAAUCCUAUACGCAGCAAGCGCUUGGUCCCCAUCCGUUAGUAAACUGUACAUAAAGAAAAGGUUGGACUCAGUCCAACGAGGUUUUGCGGCAAAAAUAUGUAAAGCCCAUAAAACCGCGUCGCUUAAUUCAGUUAGAGUGCUCGCCGGGCUGCUACCCCUCGACCUAAGAGUUGUAGAGGAGGCAACACUUUUUAAAAUUAAAAAAGGACACGACACCUUGGAAGUGCUGAAAGAUGUGGAGAUAGAACUAAAAACGCCCUACCAAAACACUCCACACCCUGCAAAAAUCCCCCAAAUUAGUUAUCGAGUUUUAGCAAAUGAAGAGGUGAAUAAUGAAGACAAAAUACACGUCUACACAGAUGGCAGUAAAACAAGCGAGGGCGUGGGUGCGGCGGUGACAUUCUGGAGAAACGAUCGUGAGAUCCUAAAACAUAAAUUAACCCUGGCCGGCUUUUGCAGUGUUUACCAGGCCGAAUUAUUGGCCUUGAAAAAAGCAGUGCACUUGGCGGUGCGGCGAAAGGAGGUCGGCUUUAAUAUAUUUAGUGAUGCAAGGUCAGCGCUUGACGCUAUAACAAGUAGCCGCUCUCUCAGUCCCCUCGUCACCGAUAUUCGUGAAGUGCUCGGAAAACACCCGGAAAAGGAAAUAAAACUUUUCUGGGUGAAAGCCCACGCAGGUAGGGAGGGAAAUGAGAGAGCGGACGAGCUAGCCAAAGAAGCAACAAAAAACCACAAAAACAAGCCGACCUACGAUCGCUGCCCGCUGUCGCAUCUAAAGCGCCUCAUAAGAGCGGAAACGCUGCAAAAGUGGGCCACAAGGUACAAAAACGAACAAACAGGGAAAAUAACAAAAAUGUUCUUCCCGGAUGCCAUCGCUGCAUACAAAAUAAUCAGAAAUAUAACAUUUAACAGUACACUGUCUCAGAUACUCACAGGACACGGGGGAUUUUCUGCCUACUUAUAUAGGUUUAAAUUAAAAGAAAGCCCGACGUGCAUAUGUGGAUACGCAGAGGAAGACGUUCCACACAUCCUAUUCGACUGUCCCGUCCACUUCUACGUAAGAAUGAAACUUGAAAACCAGAUAGAUGUAGACAAAAUAGGCAAAUGUAAUAUAGCAUCGGAAUUAGCGAAAAAAGAUAAUAGAAAAACGAUACUUCAAUAUUGUAUAGAAAUAGGAACCUUAGUAAAUAAUAGAAAUAAGUAA